This is a messenger RNA of Colletotrichum navitas, 676 nucleotides long. RefSeq lists its product as uncharacterized. The record is from RefSeq and is a predicted model, not a curated record. Bases 59 to 466 code for a protein of 135 amino acids. The transcript is spliced from 2 exons. NCBI's taxonomy places the organism in Eukaryota, Fungi, Ascomycota, Sordariomycetes, Glomerellales, Glomerellaceae.
UUUUUUAUAAUUUUUACUGUACCCUCAGGGACCUCAAGGGAACCCUAGACGCGACAACAUGGCCCCACGUCUUUUAUGCUCAGAGAUGACGGUAAUCCCACCACACCUUCUCUCCUCGAUGUUUACAUUGCUAUCCAUGUGGGCAGAUCAUGUGGCUUUGCACCUCCUUACCUUAUGCCAAAAGCUCCGUUCUAAACGCACUGUAAUCCUUGACGGCCGAAACCGACCUCGCCUAGCGCGUCUUUCAUGUCUCAGUUCGCACCAGACACCCAACCGAAGAGCCGGUUGCCGCCGCCAUCGUGAAGGCCCUUCGAGCGGCACCGAGUCCGAUGACAUCUUCACAAAAAUCGCAAGCCACAGUUCAACAUGCAUCCUAGUGGUUACCUAUGUGUGUAUUGGGGGGUCGGGAUUGAAUGUUUUCAACCUUGAUAUUUACGACUUGGGUCUUGGAUCCGAAGGAGUCUGAUAUCUCUAACCAACAAGCGAACUAGCCCUUUUGGCUACUUACACGCAUACAUAUAAAACUGUGACUGCUGCUGCUUUUGACUCGUAUCCACCCCAAAAAAUAAAUACCAAGGUUCAUCAUGGUUUCGCCGUAUGAGAUGAUUGGGGGGUGUUGAACAACAAACAAGUACGAGAAAGAUAGAUUGCUCACCAGACCCACGUGAGAGCGAUU